Molecule: messenger RNA, 888 nt
Organism: Gongylonema pulchrum
Lineage: Eukaryota; Metazoa; Nematoda; Chromadorea; Rhabditida; Gongylonematidae
Source: the annotation of a GenBank genome assembly
AAUGUUGCUCUGGUAAUGAGUAAGUCCGAUUGGAAGAUUGUGUCUAUCACGUACAAUGUCAAUAGCAGAAAGCCAGAAAGCGAUCAGAUCAGUCAGCUUAUACGAGAAGAGGAUGCAAGUGCUGCGACGAUUAUUGCAAUUGGAUUACAGGAGCUUUCUCAUUCGGAAUUGUUUGGUACGGUGCCGACUGAGGCUACUUGGUUAUCAGUGCUUACGGCAUGGUUGAGUUCACAUGGCAAAUCGCUUCUUUGCAAGACUUCGCUUGCAUGGAAUUUACUACUGGUUUUUGCUCCGCUGGAAAUAUUUCCUUUGGUGACGAAAAUAGAUUCCAGGCAGUCACGGUCCAGUUUAGGGGGCCUCACUGGUCACAAAGGCAGCGUGUCGCUGCGGAUCAAAUUUAAAGAUGAAAGUUCGCUGGUCUUCAUAACAUCGCACCUUCUCCCGCACGUGAAUAAUUUUGAGAAGCGAUGCUUACAGUAUGAGUAUGGCAAAGUUUGUGCUUUUGAUGAUGAAGCAGGCAACGGUGCGGGCACCAAUGUGAUAUGGCUAGGCGACUUCAACUGGCGAGUUGAUCGGCUUUCGGCUCAGGAAAUGAUCAAAAAGUUAUCAGAGCUAAAUUUGAAUGACGACAUGGAUCGGCUGGUGAAUGAAUUUGAUCAGCUCAGAAGGGCCCAACGAGAUCGGCAAGCUUUCAUGGAUUAUAGCGAACCGGAAAUUCAUUUUGCUCCGACUUAUCGUUUGCUGACCAAUAAUCUCAAGGAUCAUAUGCUGUCUUUUAGGUUGGCUCCUCAUACUACGACCAGGAACGUGUGCCGUCUUGGUGUGAUCGGAUCGUUUACAAAGGUAAAUCGUUGCAAUGCGACCGAUACGAAUCGAACCGUAUGGUGA